GUGAUUAAGGAAGAAAAAUGGAAGCAGAAGCUUUUGAUCUCUUUGACCAUCCUAGCAGCACCACAGGGGAGUGGGGCACACUAGCCCCAAGGAAAACCUCGUUUGUUCCAAUCACUGUAAGUCAUGGUUUAGCAUGACACCCGAAUGCAGCCAUUCGCUAUAUGGAACUCUUCUAAUAGGGAGGCCUAGUUGUGGCUGGUGCUACAUUUCUAAAGACAGGUUGUGUGAUCUGGAAGUUUUGUCUGCUGGCCCCAGCAAUGUGGGAGUAGGCAGGGGCUAAUGAGACAUGAAGAAAUGGCAUUCUGCACAUGCUCAGGGGUGUGUCUUCUUUAUUUCUUCACAUAUUCCAGGACUGAGCCCUGGCUUGUGGCAGACAUCAUGCAAUGUGCAGAAAUAAGUGAGUCUGUUCUAUCUAGAGAAGGUUUAUUUAAGCUUCAAGUCAUCACGUCUAAACGAUGCAGGGUGCUAUUAUUGUGACUGCUGUUCUUCCCUGGGCUUUGACUAUGACUCAGGUCUCUAUCUGGCUGCUACAGAAGAAAACUGGUGUGUAAAAGACGGAAGUCCUCUCUGUGCCGGACCCCUGGACAGGAGACAGCAUGGUUUGCUAGCUAUCUGACUGAGUGCCUGGCUUCCACGAUGCCUGUGCAGGCGGCUCAGUGGACAGAGUUCCUGUCCUGCCCAAUCUGCUACAACGAAUUCGACGAGAAUGUGCACAAGCCCAUCAGCUUAGGCUGCUCACACACCGUCUGCAAGACCUGCUUGAACAAGCUUCACCGCAAGGCCUGCCCUUUUGACCAGACAGCCAUCAACACUGACAUUGAUGUGCUUCCUGUAAACUUUGCACUUCUUCAGUUAGUUGGAGCCCAGGCACCUGAUCACCAGACCAUCAAGCUAAGCAACUUAGGAGAGAACAAACACUAUGAAGUGGCCAAGAAAUGUGUUGAAGAUCUGGCACUUUAUUUAAAGCCACUAAGUGGAGGCAAGGGCAUCGCUAGCCUGAACCAGAGCGCACUGAGCCGGCCCAUGCAACGGAAACUGGUGACACUGGUGAAUUGCCAGCUGGUGGAAGAGGAAGGCCGGGUCAGGGCCAUGCGGGCAGCCCGCUCCCUCGGGGAGAGAACUGUCACUGAGCUGAUAUUGCAGCACCAGAACCCUCAGCAGCUGUCUGCCAAUCUCUGGGCCGCUGUCCGGGCACGAGGGUGCCAGUUCCUUGGUCCAGCUAUGCAGGAAGAAGCUUUGAAGCUGGUGCUGCUGGCCUUGGAAGACGGCUCAGCCCUUUCCAGGAAAGUCUUGGUGCUUUUUGUAGUCCAGAGGCUGGAGCCAAGAUUCCCCCAGGCAUCCAAAACCAGCAUUGGCCACGUGGUGCAGCUUCUGUAUCGAGCCUCCUGCUUCAAGGUCACCAAAAGAGAUGAAGAUUCUUCCCUGAUGCAGCUGAAAGAGGAAUUUCGCAGCUACGAGGCAUUGCGUAGGGAACAUGAUGCUCAGAUUGUCCACAUUGCCAUGGAAGCCGGGCUUCGAAUAUCACCAGAGCAAUGGUCUUCCCUACUCUAUGGAGACCUGGCACACAAAUCCCACAUGCAGUCCAUUAUUGACAAGCUUCAGUCCCCAGAAUCCUUUGCAAAAAGUGUGCAGGAGUUGACCAUUGUUCUGCAACGUACAGGUGACCCUGCAAAUUUAAACAGGCUUCGGCCCUAUUUGGAGCUAUUAGCCAACAUAGAUCCUAAUCCAGAUGCAACAUCUCCAACAUGGGAACAACUGGAAAAUGCCAUGGUGGCUGUGAAGACAGUUGUCCAUGGCCUGGUGGACUUCAUUCAGAAUUACAGUAGGAAAGGCCAUGAAACUCCACAGCUGCAACCAAAUAGCAAGUACAAAACAAGCAUGUGCCGUGACCUGCGACAGCAAGGCGGGUGUCCGCGAGGGACCAACUGCACUUUCGCUCACUCUCAGGAAGAGCUGGAGAAGUAUCGGCUAAGGAACAAGAAGAUCAGUGCCACAGUGAGAACCUUCCCCCUGCUAGGCAAAGCCAGUGUCACGAGCGCAGUCUCCACCACGACAGGAAGCAUCAUUUCCAUCAUGGGAAGCGCGGAGAACUCUGGGAAGAUGGCACAGAGCACUAACGGCAUUGUGAGCCUGGAGAGAGGCAGCCCCCAGCUGAUCCCACGUUGCGCUGACCCCUCGUCCAUGAUGGUGUUGGAGAACGUGAAGAAAGCGGGGAAAGCUGGAGCCAAUGGACAGAACACCCCGGGCUCCUUGGCAGACCCUCUCUCUGAAAAUAAAAUUGGUUCCCUUUUGAAGACUCCUGUCAGUCAGGUGGCAGCUACCUCAGCAGGUCCUCCUCCUCCCCCGCCGCCUCCUCCUGUGGGCACAGAGAUAAACUCCAUCACCCCCCAAGCUGGCCCAUUUGCUGCCCGAAUGCCUGUCUACCCACCUCACUCCGACAGCCUCCAGUAUUUUCAAGAUCCCAGAACCCACCUCUCCUAUGAACCCCAGCAGUACCCACAAGCAGGAUACUACCCAGCACCACCGACGGUCCCAGCUGGUGUGGCCCCUUGCCUCCCUCGGUUUGUGAGGCCCAGCAGUGUCCCUGAACCCCCCCUGCCACCUGCUUCUGUGCCAUACGGCGACCAUUACAGCGCAUUCCCCCCUCGGGACAGAUUGAGCUCUCCUUACCAGCCGCCACCCCAGCCCUAUGGGCCAGUCCCAUCUGGGAUGUAUGCCCCGCUCUACGACAGCCGGCGGAUCUGGCGGCCGCAGAUGUACCCAAGGGAUGACAUAAUCCGGAGCAACUCCUUGCCUCCCAUGGACGUCGUACACCCCACCGUCUACCAGUCCUUCCUGCGGGAGAGAUACAACUCUUUGGACAGCUACUAUUCCAUGGCCUGUCAGUUGCCGGCUGACCAGAGGACGGUGCCUUCCUUGAGGGAUCCUUGUGGCCACUUGAAACCCACUUAUGACGACCCACUGCGGAGGAAGCAGGAGCAGUGGGCCCCAUGCCACAUACCAAAAACGCCUCUCGUGUCCUCCUCCACUCUGCCUGCAGCCACACAGUCGUCUCCUCCUCCUCCUUCCCCUCUCUUCAAUGUGGACUUCAGCCGAGAAUUCUGUGAGAACAGCCAGCACAGCUCCAAGUACGAGGAUGACCGCCUCUCCCACUACUCUCCCUGGUCCUGUGGCACCAUCAGCUCCUGCAUAAGUGCCAUUGAGUCAGAGCCCAAGGACGUCAUUGCCAAUUCUGGUGCGGUGCUCCUGGAUCUGGACAGUGGGGACAUGAAGAGGCGGGUGCACCUCUUCGACACACAGAGAAGGGCGAAGGAGGAAGACCCAAUCAUUCCUUUCAGCGAUGGGCCCAUCAUCUCCAAGUGGGGCGCCAUCUCCAGGUCGUCGCGCACGGGUUAUCACACGACAGACCCGGUUCAAGCUACUGCUUCCCAAGGAAGUGCUACAAAGCCAGUCAGCAUGUCAGAUUACACCCCUUACGUCAGCACCGUUGAUUCAAGAUGGAGCUCCUACAAUUCCGAUUCUACUUCAUCAGCGCCUUUCAGAGAACGGGACCGGUUCAUCCUCACGGAUGUGUCUGCCCCACGAAAGCAUUCUAGCACUGGAGAUCUACUGAGCGUCGAACUGCAGCAGGCCAAAAGUAACUCGUUGCUGCUUCAGAGAGAGGCCAACGCACUUGCCACGCAGCAGAGAUGGAGCUCCUUGGCAGAUGGAAGCCCCCUCUCUUUGACCCUCCUAAGCAAUGAAAUCAACCUGAGAAACGGAGAGUCUGACUAUCCGGAGGACAGUGCAGACACAAAGCCAGACCGAGACAUUGAACUGGAACUGUCAGCCCUCGAUGCCGAUGAGCUUGGUGGGCAGGGAGAGCAAAUUGAGGAGAUUCUGAGCCUGCAGCUUGGCAUUGGCGACCAGGAUGAUCAUCUGUUCAACGGGUCAGCUCUGGAGAACGGCCACCCUCUGGAACAGCCUCCAAAAGAGCCCAGGCAGCAGGCGAGGCCCACCUUAGGUGAAGACCUUGCUAUUCUGGGGAAGCAGAAAGCAGCCCUGCCAAUGACCUGCUUCAGCCAGCCACCGGCAGCAUCCCCUGUGAGUGGGGUGACGUCCCUGCCCAUCGCAGCUUCCUCCUCCUCCUCCUCCUCCUCCUCCUCCUCCGGAGUGGGCAGCCUUGUUCUCAAGACAGCCCACAGCCUCAAAGCAGCUCACAUCAUGGCAGAAGGGAAAAGCGACUUUUUAAGGCCAGUGGCAAAUGGCAAGAUGGUUAACAGCUGAGAGGUGUUAUGUUUUCAAGCUCGUGAUCAUGCUAAGGCAGCAUUUACACUAUAUUAUAUAAUGUAUAUAUUAUUUUAUAAGAAAAUACUAUUGGGGUGAUUUGUUUCCUGUGGACUCUUUGAUACAUCAGGCCCCUCUCAACUUAGCAUUCUGGAAAA
Molecule: messenger RNA, 4424 nt
Organism: Lacerta agilis (Sand lizard)
Lineage: Eukaryota; Metazoa; Chordata; Lepidosauria; Squamata; Lacertidae
Gene: RC3H2
Product: ring finger and CCCH-type domains 2
Exons: 21
Coding region: 637-4266 (1209 amino acids)
Molecular function (GO): metal ion binding
Source: RefSeq, a predicted model, not a curated record